GCAGGGCAGUGCCCGGACGGGAGGGAGCUCACCUUCGCCAAGAUCGCCGGCUUCUCGCCAUCGCUGUCCACGCCGCCGCCGCUCCUCUACGCCUCCACCUACGGCACCGCCAUCACUGCCGAGUGCUACAACAGAUGCCGAUCGAGUUCCGACUGCCUGGGCUUCGUAGUCGACUACGCCAAGUCCUCGUGCCAUCGAGUUCCCAACAUACCCGGCUACAAGGAGGUCAUCAAGCCAGACCCCGCGGUCAACUACUUCUACAAGCUCUGCUUGAAACUUCCAGAUGAUUGUCCUCAACGAGCUUGGAGUUUGGAAGUCACACCUGGAUUUGAAUUAGUUGGUUCAUUAGAUAACGUAAUACCAAACGUUAAGGACAAAUGGCACUGCUCCCAGCUGUGCAUCGAGAACAACGAAAGCGCCCCCUGCCUCUCGGUGAACUACCACCCUUCGACAGGAAGGUGUGCGCUCAGUUCCAGGAGCAAGUGGACUGACCCGGAGUCUUUCAUACCCACCGUCCACGAGGACUCCUUCUACAUAGAGAACCACUGUGCAGACAGCGAAGGGAACAAAUGCUGGCACGAACCUGUUAUAAAUCAAACUUCGAUAAGGUCUGACCUUAUGACCGGCAACUUAACUUUAGAUGAGUGCAAAGAUAAAUGCCGCAACGAGACUUAUUUCCGAUGUAGAGCAUUCUCCUUCCUCAACAAACAGAACCAAUGCCUACUCCAUUCGGACACCGCUCACUUCUCGCCGCUUAUUCUUCCCUCACUUACAACCACUCAAGAUGCGAUUUACGUAGAGGCGAUCCCCUGCGUCAAUUUAACUGUAGACUGUGAUGAUACUUCAAUGACUGUGACACUUCAUUCCCCUAAAUUCGAAGGUAUGCUAUAUGCUCAAGGUCAUUCCGACACUUGCUUCAUCCAGGGGAGAGGACAAAAUAUUACAGUACUUAAAAUGAGUUUAUCAGCCAACGAUACUGAAAAAUGUAAUGCUCAUCUUGCCUUUGCUGUUGGGAAAAUUAACAGGACCAUGGCUUCAGCGGUGGUAGUAGUUCAGAAGCAUCAACUGAUACAGACGGCAUCAGAUAGCAUCAUCAAAGUUAAUUGUUUUUUGCCACGGAAGGAAACGAAAGAUAAUUUAACACUUACUACAGGGUUUUCAGUUUUAGAACCAGGAAUACAGACUGAAAUAACAGGAUCAAGCAUAGAACAAGAAGGAGCUGUUGGCAAGGCAAUAGCAAAGAUAUCUAUAAUUGACCCCAAAACAGGCAAAGAACCAAAAGAAAUUCAAUUAGGAGAUCCUAUUGUAUUGAAAAUUGAAGUUAAUCCACCAUACAAUAGCAGUAUGGUAAGAGCUGGGCAUUUAAUUGCCUCUUCCGGAACCCAUACUGAUUCUCUAUUGCUGCUGGAUUCAAGGGGUUGUCCCCCUUCAGUCUCACUGUUUCCACCACUUACUAUUGCUGGCCCACAGACGUUAUCUGCAGAGUUUAAGGCUUUCAGGUUUCCUUCUUCGCCGGUCCUUGCUCUCAGCUUAGUUCUUACUUUCUGCCCUACAGUCUGCAAACCUGCAGAUUGUGGAAAUGAAAUAAUCUCCUACGGCAGAAAAAAAAGAUCAGUAACUGCUCUAAGUGGUUUCCAAGAAGUACCACUGCAACUGGCUAUAGUUGUGCAUUCGGAUUUCAGUGAACCAAACCCAACAAAUUUACUACAAGCUUCCCUUGGAUCAGUUGAUGAAAAAACAGAACAAUCCAGAGAAAUUUGUACUAGUUUUCUAACAGCAUCUUUAAUUGGUCUCUUUUGGAUACUUUUACAAUGCUGUCUUUUGGCUGUUGGAUGUGUCGUAGUACACCGCCGGCAGAAGGAAUAUUCUGAUACAAUAUCAUUGAGACAUGAUUUUCAACCUCGGCAUGUUACUUGGUCAGAUGAAGCUGAUAUCCCAUCGAAAAAUCUAAGAUUAACUACUCCUGUUAGGACGUGAUGUUCAAUUGUGACGUAACAGAAGCAGUUUUGCUGAUUAAUAUUGUACAUAUGUAUAUUUAUAAAUAAAUAUGUGAUGUAGCCUAGAAGCCAAUUUUAAAAAGUUACCAUGUAAAACUUACCAAAUAUACAAUUUUUAUAUAAUUCUUAAUAA
Molecule: messenger RNA, 2130 nt
Organism: Nezara viridula (southern green stink bug)
Lineage: Eukaryota; Metazoa; Arthropoda; Insecta; Hemiptera; Pentatomidae
Source: the annotation of a GenBank genome assembly